AUGGCUUCCGGCGGGUCGUCGUCGUCGUCCCGCGCGUGGACGCAGCGGCAGAACAAGCAGUUCGAGUGCGCGCUGGCGGUGUACGACCGGGACACCCCUGAUCGGUGGCACAACAUCGCCCGCUACAUGGGCGGCACCAAGUCCGCCGACGAGGUCCGCCGCCACUUCGAGCAGCUCGUCCACGACGUCACCCAGCUGAUCGAGGCCAGCCGCGUCCCCUUCCCCCGCUACGGCUACGGCAGCGCGCCGCCCGUCGCCGGCGGCGGCCUCGACGACAGGCCGCCACCAGUGAUAAGCUUUAUUAUUGGAAAGGUAUCUAGAUACACAUAUAUAUAG
Messenger RNA from Miscanthus lutarioriparius, 336 nucleotides. Lineage: Eukaryota; Viridiplantae; Streptophyta; Magnoliopsida; Poales; Poaceae. The record is from the annotation of a GenBank genome assembly.